This is a messenger RNA of Sebastes umbrosus (honeycomb rockfish), 2212 nucleotides long. RefSeq names its product retinol dehydrogenase 5 (11-cis/9-cis) (gene rdh5). The transcript is spliced from 6 exons. The record is from RefSeq and is a predicted model, not a curated record. Gene Ontology annotation, molecular function: oxidoreductase activity. The coding region runs from base 135 to 1133 and encodes 332 amino acids. Lineage: Eukaryota; Metazoa; Chordata; Actinopteri; Perciformes; Sebastidae.
GACAGAAGAAUAACCUGAAAGGGAAAGGGAAGAGGACGGAUAACUUGUGGACAUCCAUCACUUCUCAAAAAGAGGAAAAGCAAGCACUAAGUCCUCCGGGUGACCAAGAACCCAGCUCUAAUCCUGGAAGCAGCAUGGAUACGCAGUUUGUCUACGACAUUUUAGGGGAAAAUGCCUGGUCAUACAUCAGUGCUACCUUCGUGGUGGUGUGGAUUAUCGUGUGGCUGUACAGAGACAGCCUGGAGAUCGAGGACAUCACUGACAAGUAUGUCUUUGUGACCGGCUGCGACUCUGGGUUUGGGAACCUGCUGUGCAAGAAGCUCGAUCGUAAAGGUUUCCGCGUGCUGGCCGGCUGUCUCACAGAAAAGGGAGCUGAUGACCUGAAGAGAUCGGCGGGGCCUUAUUUGAAAACUGUCACGCUGGAUGUCACCAGUCAGGACAGCAUCCAGAGAGCCAUGGAGUGGACCAAGAAGGAGGUUGGCGAUAAGGGACUUUGGGGUAUCGUGAACAACGCCGGACGCUCGUUACCCAUGGGUCCUUCAGAGUGGAUGAAAUUGGAGGAUUACCACUGCACACUGAAAGUCAACAUGAACGGAGUGAUUGCCAUGACGAUGACCUUCCUGCCCCUCAUCAAAAAGGCUCGAGGCCGUAUUGUAAACGUAGCGUCGGUGCUGGGCAGGGUGGCUGCCAACGGUGGCGGAUACUGCAUCUCCAAGUUUGCAGUGGAGUCUUUCUCUGACUGCCUCAGGAGAGAUAUAAACUACUUUGGAAUCAACGUGUGCAUCAUUGAACCCGGGUUUUUCAAGACCGCGGUUACGAGCCUGGACCCCCUCGAGAGGGAGCUGCACCGCCUGUGGGACCAGCUCAGCCCUGAAGUACAAGCCAGCUAUGGAGACAAGUACCUGGAUAAAUACAUCAAGGUGCAGCGUUUGAUCAUGAACGCCAUCUGCGACACAGACCUCACCAAGGUGACCAGCUGCAUGGAGCACGCUCUGACGGCUGCCUACCCACGCACCAGAUACAGCCCUGGCUGGGAUGCCAAGCUUAUCUGGAUCCCCCUCUCUUACAUGCCUUCCUGUGUAGUUGACAUUGGACUGAAGCUGGUGCUGCCUCGCCCGUUAAAGAGCGUGUAACUCAUGAUGACUUUAAAGAAAUGUCUUCAAAGUUAUCAGCCGUUUUAUGUCACAUCGUGUCAUUUUGAUGCAGUGAUGAGGUUGGCUUAAAGAAAAAAAAUAUUUUGCCUUUUAAAAUACCCAUAUUCCUUAUCUACAUUGGCCAAGGAAUGAUCCAAUGUUGCUGUUAUUAUAUUUAUAUGUGCAUCAUCUUCCAUGUAAAACAUUUUUUUUUCUUUUUUUGAGACAUUUAGAAAUUAUGAAAGAAAAUAAUUAAACUGUAUUGUAUAAUGGACUGUUGACUGUUAUUGCUUUGUUUGUUUGUUAACACUAUGGUUUGCCUUUUGACACUGUUAAUUACGUUUAAAAUCAGAAACAUUAGAGCAAGCAAAGCUUUACCAGCAUUAGGAUCAGUCUUCCUGCUUAUAAUUAAUAUCGAUUUAUACUCUGCAACAUUUAACUUGUACCAGGCGGUGCUAAAAAGUCACAGAUGGUUGUGUAAAAACACUAAAAGUUGUGUACUGUAUAUAAAUAUCACAGUCUUCAUCCCACACUGAUAUUAUAUAAGAAUUUAAAUCACCUUUGUAAUAACUAGAUUUUUCGGGUUAAUACAUUAUUUGUGUAGUUUUAAUAUAUUUAGUGAGAUCUUCAAAAAUAACCUGUUGCACAUUUUUGUUUAGUCAUAUUUAAUUUACUUUUAUUUGUCUUGAUAACAUGUGUUGUUGCAGACGGUUCAGUGAAGCUAUCAGUUCAGUUAGUUAUUAUCAGUUAAGCCACUUGACAGAAUGUACUGAACCGUUCAGCUGCUGAUGAUCAUCAUAAUAAACUGAGGUGGCUUGUUGGCUGACCAUGUGUAGUUACACAACAGCUCAAAGGCUUUACUUAAAUGUCCCUCAAUCGGCUAGUUAGUCACAGGUGUGAGGUUAUGUUGUGAUUCCAUCAUAGCUAAAGAAGGCUACUGCUUACUACUCUGAUAUUGUUGGUCUGUUUCAUUCAUAACACUGAAUUAUGUGGUUUAAAGGUCCCAUAUUAUGCUCAUUUUCAGAUUCAAACUUGUAUUUUGUGUUUCUACUAGAACAUGUUUACAUGCUGUAAAGUUA